Messenger RNA from Phymastichus coffea, 3497 nucleotides. RefSeq lists its product as uncharacterized. Bases 399 to 2951 code for a protein of 850 amino acids. The record is from RefSeq and is a predicted model, not a curated record. The transcript is spliced from 3 exons. Lineage: Eukaryota; Metazoa; Arthropoda; Insecta; Hymenoptera; Eulophidae.
CGCCGCCCAACACUCACUCUAUCACACCGCACACCAAUAAAUCAUGUGACAACGGAACACAGUGUAUAAGAGCAGUGGAUUCUUCAAACAAAUCAAACGCGCUCUCUACAAAUAGUAGAUUAUUUACGCAAUUGCGCAGAAUUGUGCUGUGAAUGAUCAAAAACCACACCAAAUUAAAGCAGAAAGAGGUUUAUCUUUGCCUGCAGUGAUUUUAAAACAUCAAACGAUAUUUUCGUGCAUUGUCAAGCCUCGUUUAUUGCCUGCUAUUUUCCAGCUAGUUUCUUAUUAUUAAACUUCUGUGAAAAGACAGAUAAAUGUUGGGCUUUAAAAAUCUCAAAAUUGUUUUAGUCACUUUACUUUGUACUUGAUCAGCAGUUGAACAACUCAUUAAUGUUUACAUGAUGGAGAGAACUAAAAUUGAUGAUCUCAAGGCAACUAUCUAUUGGUUAGCAGUAACAUAUCAACAAAAUUUUUAUGAACUUAGCAGUGAUUGGAACAGAUAUGAUCUUGAUCAGCAUGUAUAUCUAAAAAAAUACAUCGGUUAUGCUUUGUAUGGUCCACCAAAAAUUGAUGAAGACUGUAAAUAUCCUGAAAAUGAUGCUUAUACUUAUGAAAAACAAGCUAUGACUGUAAUAGAGUCAAUUUAUGAUCAAAUUGUUAUGCAUGGCACACAAUUAACUAAUGAAAAAGAGGUGCUAUGUACUGUAUUGUACAUUUGUAUUUAUGAUGAAACAUCAUUGAAUGAUUGUGAUGACUCCAAAUUGAAUGAACAUAUAUUUAUCCAUCCAAUUUUUAAAGUACAAAAAUGUAUAAAGAAAAAUGAUAAACUUACUUAUGAAAAUUGGUAUGUUGACACUGAGGCACGAUUUUAUAAAAGUUGGAAAAAAUUUUUGUACAACAAUAAUAUGCCAACUAAUAUGAUGAUAGUUCCGAAGGAUGGAUUUUAUCAAGGAAAUUUAAAAGAGACAUGGUUGGAAACGUCAUCUCCUGUAUGGGUUGAAUUACAUAAUAAUAAUAAAAGCAACCAAAUAAUAAAUGCUAUUGACCAUGCAAGUACUCUUGUCAACAUUGGAAGCGUUGGAAUUGCAGUUGCUGCUACAGUCAACCCUAUAACGACACCAAUUGCUGUAGCAGGCUGUGUUGGAGGAACACUAUCAGGAUUAUGGGGAGGUAGUAGAGCAGUAAAAGAAUUAGUAGAUAGAAGUAAUCAUGGACAGUCUAUCAGUAUUACUAAUAAGCAAGCAAUGCCAGUUUGGCUUAGAGUUGUAGGUAAUACUCUGGGCAUAGCUGCUAGCAGUGGAUCUACUCUGCUUUCUAAAGCAAUACAUACUGGAACUUCUAUUAGUAAAGGUGCUCAAAUCACCCAUGAUGCAAUUAUAAUCAGCAAUCUUUUUGUAAAUUCCAUUGGUGCAGGAUAUACCUUUAUGCAUCUAGUUCAACAGUAUAAACAAAACAGAGAAAUAUCCACCAAAGAUGUGUUCUUUUUGACUGCUCAUAUUUUAUUUAUUUGCAACUCUGUUGUAAAUAUGAGAUUUGCAUCAGAUAUUAUUAAAUCAGACCAAAAUCAAAUUUUGAAGAAUUAUGAAAAAAGUCUUCGUAGUGACAGACACAGAAAAGAAUUCCGUCGUUUGAUGAGAAAUACAGGAACCAAUAUAUCCGAUGAAGUUUCUAGAAAUGAACAAAUAAUCAGAUCCUUAACAAAAAUCAGCAAUAAAGAUGAAUUUUUUGCAACUAUGGUUCAAAAUCAUAAGCUCUUUGCUUCUACCAACACACAAUUGUCAUUUACUGAUGGCCAGAUCCAAAUAAAUGGUGUAUCUUUGGUGAGUCCUUCCACCCUUACUUCAAUGUCCCAGGAGAAUAUUGUAAGUUUGAUAAAUCAAGCAACAAAAGGGGAUCAAAAUACAAGCAAGCCUUCAACUUCUAAUAAUUCAUUUGUAUUGGCAAAGCCACUGAUAUCUGGAGUGACUUCCCUUCGCGAUUUUAGUGUUGAAAGAUUAGUGCCCCAAAACGAACCUAUACCAAACAACGUUAAUUUCAAGAACUAUAUACAAAAUAUGUCAAAGAAUUCAGAAAUUAACAAAAUGAUUCAAAACACGAUUAAAUCUAUUAUCAAGAAAAUAGGAACUAAGUCUUACACACGAGAAGAUUUGAAUGAAGAUAUUACGAAUUUCGUUUGGGAUCUGAUAAAAAUCAACUUUACUCUUUCUUUUCCGCAUGCUUCUAUACACUUGGAGCAGUGCCAAAAUUUGUUCAUGAAAGUUGUACGAGAGACUUGCAUGUAUAUUAGAAUCCGUGCGGACGAAUGGAUCAAUAUUUUUCAUAACUGGAAGUCAGAUUCAAGCAAAUUUGCCAAGGAAAUGGAGGGUGCUAAUUCCAAGUCUAAGAAUAACGAUUCACAACUAAUAUAUGAAGACAUGAUUAUAGUAGAUCCUUUAGAAAUUAUGGGUUUAUCACGUGACAUAUCAAAAAUACUUAUACGAGAAGCGUUGAAAUCGAGUGGCUCCAUGAUAAACGUAGAAAAACCAUUGUCCAUAGAAAUGAUCGAACUAUGUAAAACAGAAUUGAGUGAGUUCUUAUACAAAUGUCCAGUCUCCUUGGAUUGCAAUAUGACUGAUUUAACAAAAUAUUUAAGUGGUCUACUAAAUGAUAUACAAAUUUUCGCGAAAAAAGAUAUUAUAUUUUAUAAACUAGUCGUCAUUUCCAUGAAUAUUGCGCUAAAAGUCACAAAGAGUGAUACUUUGGAAAAGGAUAUUUUUGUAGACGUAAUGAAAUUCUUGUGGAUCCUAAUUAACAUCAAUUUCCAACAAAUUACACCACGCAUCAGUAUGUUCAAUCCUAAUAGCGAAGGGUAUUUGAUUAAUAUUAUUAUAGCAAUAUAUAGAUGUCAAUUAACUGAACCCGAAAAAUAUUUAUGUGCCUUCCACGAAUACAGAGCUAUACAUUAUAAGUAAUAAGCUAUAUAUCAUAAGUAUCAUGCAUAUAAUUAGCAUAAUAAGAUAUAAUAUCGUUUCACUAUAUUGUUUAUUAUUUUCAUAAGUCAUUAAAGUAGUUGUCAUUAAACGUUGUUAUGAUUACAUGAUAUGAUGCAUGUGAGGUAUAUCACAGCUCAAUGUAAAAUAUCAAAAAAUUUUAUAUAAAACUUAAUUAUUAAAUUUUAUUGAAUGAAGAAAAUCGAUGAGGUAUACCUAGGAUAAUUUCCUGGUAUGUCUAUUUUGUAAUCUGAUAUUAAAUGUACUUGUUCGAACUGAUUCUCAAAGAUUUUUUCACAUAUUUUUGAAGUAUAGGUUAAAAAGUCACAGCCAUCCAAUAUUUGCACAACUACUUCUGCAAGGCAGACAUCAAAUCUUCUACACUGUAAUAUAUCAACAAUAUUUUAAUAAAAUCUUCAAUAAUAUUAAAAACAAACGAGGCAGUAUUUCUUCGAAGUGAAAAUUCGAAGUAAUCAUGUAAUGAUAUAUAAACUUGUAGAAUAAUAAAGCCCUGACUUUUUUAAAGAA